Molecule: messenger RNA, 1851 nt
Organism: Monodelphis domestica (gray short-tailed opossum)
Lineage: Eukaryota; Metazoa; Chordata; Mammalia; Didelphimorphia; Didelphidae
Gene: ACBD4
Product: acyl-CoA binding domain containing 4
Biological process (GO): fatty acid metabolic process
Cellular component (GO): cytoplasm
Molecular function (GO): fatty-acyl-CoA binding
Source: RefSeq, a predicted model, not a curated record
CCGAGGAUGUGGACAGAAAGGGACAGACCAGAGCCAGACCACCAGAAGCAAUUCCAUGCUGCCGUUAGUGUCAUCCAGAGUCUACCCAAGAAUGGUUCUUAUCGGCCAUCCUAUGAAGAGAUGUUGCGUUUCUAUAGUUACUACAAGCAGGCCACCCAGGGCCCCUGUCACAUGCCCAGGCCCGGCUUCUGGGACCCCAUCGGGCGCUAUAAAUGGGAUGCCUGGCACAGACUGGGCAGGAUGAGCCAGAAGGAGGCAAUGGCAGCUUAUAUCACCGAGAUGAAGGUGGUGGCCCAGAAGGUGAUAGACACGGUUCCUUUGAGUGAGGUGGAUGAUGGCAUGUUUAACUACUUUGUACCUUUGUACGAGAUGAUCCCUGACAUGCCUCAGCCCCCAGAGGUCUUCUUGAAGAAACUCACAGCUUGGAAGGAAAAGAUACCAAAUGGGGACAUGAAAAUGGCCUUUGACCCCCUGCCACCUCCUGAAGAGCCGGCCCCCCAGACUUCAGCCCUUCUCCCUCCCCUCCCAGGAGCACAGCUACCCAGGGUUCCCAGCAUCCACGGGAGAGCCUCCAUGGACCUGGACACUGAGAUUUUCUGUGACUCCCUGGAACAGCUGGAGCCUGAGCAGGGCGAGUGGCUGCAAGAGGAGCUGAAGGAAAGCCUGGUGGGAGAGCCCGACGUCAGCAGUGACCACUUGCUUUCAAGAGAGCGAGAAAUGUUGAGGACUCCCCAGGGUCCCCGGGAGUUUGAAGCAUGGCUGGCCAGUACAGUGCAAGCCCUGCAGGAGAGCAUGCAGGAUGUCCAGGGGAGGUUACGGUGCUUAGAGAGCCUGCCCCGACCUGCCAAGAGCCCCCAGCCCCAGCAGGGGCCCUGGGCCUUGGAGCUCUCUACCCCCACACUCCUCCUCCUCCUCCUGUGGCCUUUUGUGGUUCAGUGGAUCUACCGACAGUUCCGAAGGCAGAAGAGGUGACUGGCCCCUGGCCACUGCCGGGGCUGCUGCUGCUGCUGCCCACCACCACUGCUGCCACCGCCUAAGGAGACAGAGCAGAGGGGGGAGGAAAGUACCUCCUCAUCCCUAGCCCCCCAGGCUCCCACUGUGCACCCGAGCUGCCCUGGGGAAGCAGGGAGGGCCCGGACUCACCUGUCAAAUGAGAGGGUCAGACUAGGGGCUCUUGGGGGUCCUUUCUGCCCUUUAAUAUUCUUCAGUCCAUGAGCUAUGGCACUAACUAGUUGUGUGACUCUGGGUAAGUCCUUUCCUUCCCCUGGGCCUCAGUCUUUUCACCUGUAAAAUGACGGUGUCACUGGCUCUGAGGGGCUUUCCAUAGUUCUGGAAUUCCAUGCCCAAUCAGUAUUUCCUCUACCAGUGGGUGCUGGUAUAGAAUACCUCCAGGCCUGGAUGGCCCCUUCCCCUCCUGGAGGGGAUAAAUGCCUCCGUUUCCCUGGAGCCCCUUGGUGAUUCUGGGUGCGCACCAAUCGGGACCCCCCCACCACCACCACCACUUCGCCAUCGCUGCAUUUCUCCCGCCCACUUUCCCACUGAGCCCCCUCCCCCACUCCCUCGGGCCACCUGACUUCCUUCCCCUCCCCACCCCCAACCCUGGCCCUCCCUGAGGUACCUUAGCUCAGGCAAGUUGAGGCAGCCGCCUGGGCGUCUAUUCUAUCCGGAAGAAAUGGAUUCGAGCUGGUGUAGGAGACUCCCUGAGGAGCCCUAUACACAGCUAAUCUGUCCAGGGGGUGGGGGGGGCGCCCGGCUAGUCCUUGGUCCCGAUUGCCCUCUGCCCUUGGGAUUGACACUCAGGUUCUCCCCCCAAGAUUCUUAAGUAUGAAAAUAAAGGAAACUUUCAGCUUC